Molecule: messenger RNA, 6380 nt
Organism: Lytechinus pictus (painted urchin)
Lineage: Eukaryota; Metazoa; Echinodermata; Echinoidea; Temnopleuroida; Toxopneustidae
Product: intersectin-1-like
Exons: 13
Coding region: 1-1512 (503 amino acids)
Biological process (GO): positive regulation of Rho protein signal transduction
Molecular function (GO): guanyl-nucleotide exchange factor activity
Source: RefSeq, a predicted model, not a curated record
AUGACAGGGACCCAUGACGUCCAUCUAUUGGAGAGUAUGAGCGAAUUGGAACAGCACCGGCAAAGCAGAAUACAUGAAUUAAUACAGACAGAACAGGCCUAUGUAGAUGAUAUGCAGCUUGCAGUUGAGGUGUUCCAGAAACCGAUGUUAGAAUCUCAGAUUAUGACCCCUCAAGAGAUGGCCGCGGUCUUUGUCAAUUGGAAGGAACUCAUUCAGUGCAAUACAAAGCUACUCAAAGCCCUUCGUGUGAGGAAAAAGAUGAGUGGUGAGGACCAACCCGUUCAUAUGAUAGGAGAUAUCUUGUGUGAACAGCUUCCUCGCAUGACGCCCUACAUCCGUUUCUGCAGUUGUCAGCUGAGUGCAUCCAGCAUGCUUUCAAAGAAGAUAGAAAGUGAUGCGGACUUCAAAGAGCAUGUCAAGAAAUUAGCCACAGACACUCGAACGAAAGGUAUGCCAGUCAGCAGUUACCUGAUCAAGCCCAUGCAGCGUAUCACGAGAUAUCCGCUUCUUACACAGAAGAUUCUGAAAUACACACCUGAAACCCAUGCCGACUACGCCAACAUCAAAACGGCGUGUGAGAAGGCGGAGGAACUGUGUCAACAGGUCAACGAAGGGGUGAGAGAGAAAGAGAACUCGGACAGACUGGAGUGGCUCCAGAAUCAUGUAGACUGCGCUGGACUAGCAGAGGAAUUGAUUUUCAACUCACUGACUAAUUGCCUAGGUCCAAGGAAAUAUCUCCACUCAGGAAGACUCAAUAAGGCCAAGAGUAGCAAGGAGCUGUAUGUCUUUCUCUUCAAUGACUUCUUACUCUUCACUCAACCUGUCAAGUCCGGUCUCCCGAUGCCUUUCACAACGUCAGAUAACAAGAAUGUGGUGGAAUACAAAAUGUACAAGCAUCCUCUGUUCCUGAACGAAGUGGAGCUAAAAAUUCCCACUGACGCGGCAGCCGAUGAUUUCAUCUUUCACAUAAAUCACAUAGACAAGGUCUAUGCACUGAGAGGAGAGAGCAACAAUGACAGGAAUCGUUGGAAAGACAAGAUAGAAAAGGCUUCCAAACACUACAUUGAAACAGAGAAGAAGAAACGGGAGAAGCUGCAGAGAGCUCGGUCUCAGAGAAGCAAAGGUGUAGGACGUCUGAUGGCAGUCAUCAUCGAGGGAUACGAUUUAAAACCAUCCAAUUCACUCACAGGUCGCUCUGACCCAUACUGCGAGGUCAGCAUGGGGUCACAGGAACACAAGACCAAGGUAGUACUUGAUAACCUGAACCCGAUCUGGGAUUCCUCCAUGCAGUUCAUUGUCCGAGACCUGGAGCAAGAUGUCCUCUGUAUCACCGUCUAUGAUAGGGACUUCUUCUCCCCCAAUGAUUUCUUGGGAAGGACUGAAGUGAGAGUUGCUGACAUCCUAAAAGAGACUCAGGGAAGGGGACCGAUGACCAAGAGACUCUUACUCCAUGAAGUGUCCACUGGUGAGGUCAAGGUCAAGCUUACCCUUCACCUUUUUGACCAGUCAUGACCUUUGACAGCAGCAAGGGAUGAUGUCGGUGUUUUCCAAUUAGCAGAGGCUAGAUGAUAUGUCUGUAUGCUUGACUGAUGUCUUUAUUGUAAUUUUGCAAUUUGUUGUCCUUCAUUGAAAAAUGAACAAGAAAAAGUUUUCCUCUUUCCCCUGCAUUCAUUAGAUACACUGAGUUUCACCGAGGUUUAACUUGGCAAUGUAACUCAUUAAAUUUGUGACUCAUAUGGUCCCAAUCCCCAACAGUAUAUGUUUGGGUUAUUCAAAGGAACAACUGAAUAUGUAAGAAUGAGGUGAUUCAUUAAAGGCCAGGGAUUUCAUUCAUGUACAAGGAGCAUUCUACAAAAAAAGAAUAAAUAGAUAAAAGUGGGCCACUGAGCACAGGUGUAACGGUAAAAAUUGUUUUUAAUACCAAACUAAUUGUCCAUGGGCAAGACGCUACAAGCCAAAAGGUGGUUGGAACAAUUAAUUACAAUGUGCUAUUUUUUAGAAUGGCCUUAACUUAUACAUAAAAACACAGUAUAUGAAUCAUUGCUCUGUAAAGUAUUUGAAUAUAACACUUUUUUAAUGAGAGUAACGUUUUCAAAACAAUUUUAUGUCUAUCUCUGGUCAUCAAAUUUGUCAAAAUAAGGUAAAGGAUAACACAGAGCAUUAUGCUAAGUAAGGGAUAUGAGAUACACUUUGUUUCUCCAACACCAUACUUCUUUAACUUUUAAAACUAUAUCAAUUAUGAGACACGUAUUAUUUUACUUACAAUAAAACUUCUGUUGACAUGAUGUUGUGAAAGUACCGAACAUGUAAUGUCAGUGAGACUGUACUAGCCCAUCUGAUUUUUACAACCUUAGUUUUAAAAAGGGUAUCAUAAAGUGUUUGAGAAGUCUUGCAAUAUUUCAACUGUGCCCAUUGUCAUUCAUAAGCCUGCCAACAUUCAGUAGGCAAAGUGUUCAUUCAAAAAAUAAUCUCAAUCUAAAUUAAUUUGAUUGUUUUACAUAAUAUAUACACCAGGGUGCUUUUCAUUCGUAUUUUGUUUUGUUACUCUGUGUUUAUCAAUCAUGCAAAUCUCAUCUGAAAUAUAACUCAGCUAGCGUAAAUGCAGAAAAGGUGAGAAACCCUGAUUUGAAUUUUCUUGUCCUCCUAUUAGAUGGCUCUAUAUUUGUGAUGGAACCUCUGACACAAGAUAUUCAAAUAUAUUGUUGUGUGCCUGAGCAGAGCAGCUACUCCUUGUGUUGUGCAGUUGGGUGUGCCACAGACUCGACAGUGACACACCACAAACACACUGCAUACACAUUGUAAAAACACUGUGCGACUCGCUGCAAACACACUGAGUCUCAGAAUACACUGAACACACAGAGAACACACUGUGAACACACCAUGAACACACAGAGAACACACUAUGAACACACUGGACACACUAUGAACACACUGAGAACACACUAUGAACAUACUGUGAACACACUGAGAAUACACUGAACACACUCAGAAUACACUGUGAGCUCACUUAGAAUACACUUUCAGCACAAUGAGAACAUAUUGUAAGCACACUCAGAAUACACUGAGAACACAAUCCGAAUAAACUGUACAAAAUGUGAACAUGCUGAGAACACACUGUGUACACAUGGUGAACACAUUGUGAACACACUGAUAACACACUGAGAACACAAUCCGAAUAAACUGUGCACAAAAUGUGAACAUGCUGAGAACACACUGAGAACACACUGUGAACACACUGAGAACACACUGUGAACACACUGAGAACAUAGCUGAACAUGCUAUGAAGACACUGUUAACACUUUGCAAACACAUAGUAUGACACUAUUCUUUUCCAACUGGUCCAUCUUCAGGAAGAGAUUAAAUACCCCUGCAGUUGUGUUGAAUUGAUUCACUGCAAUAUCAAAUGUUACAGUCCUGAGCAAAUAUAAGAUCUGUAUUUCAGAUGCGUGAUUUGUGUUAUAUUGUUUUUAACCAUGCGUACUUACAUUCAUACAUUCCAUUAGUUUCCAACCAUGAUACUUAUAGUGGUUUAUUUAUACAUGUAGUGAAAUAUACAUAGACAAAUUAUAGAUAUAUAAUAGGAUAGGCUAAAACAGGCCACAGUAGUGCUAAGUGUAGAAGUCCUUAGCAUGUCCAUGAAGCAGAAAGUUAGUUAUCAAUCUAGCUUCCCUGUCUCUUUUAAUUGCAAGUUUAGGUUUGAUACAGAGUACAAUCAUCAAUAAGAAUCGAUAAGUUAUGAAUUCAUGAUAUUGUCCCUCCACAAUGUUUAGGCUGCAUGUGUAUUGAGAAAUGUAAGUGAUCAUUGGUCAAGUUUCUGGGUCCUGUUUCAUAAAGACCUGUUAUAGUAACAAAUGCACAAUUUCUAAAGCAAGUUUAACUGUUAUUGCACAUUUAUUAUGAAACUGGCAUUUGGACUCUGAUUUUUGACCUGGGGUCACAAGUUCAGGGUUGAGUUCUAACAAUGCACUGUACAGUCCUUUUGCAUGGUAUUCAUCUAGUUUUGCCGCUCUCUACCCAGGUGCUAAGCUGGUACCAAAUGCAUGGGCCUGCAGUGUAUUUUGAACUCUGAUUAAUGUAAACUGUGGUCUAAAGUUGUGGUUUAACUAUGGAUAGCCAAUCUCUGUAACAGUAUAUGUCCGAUACAUCAGCUCAUCUGUCUAUUAGAUCUUGCGUGAUCGUCCGGGAAUAAUAAUUGAUCUUUUCCCCCCAUUAUAGCAUGAUGAAAUAGCACAUUGGAAAUCAGAUAUAUGCAAUGUUAACCAAAUUUUGGCUUUUCAUAAUCAUAGCACAGGGUUAGAUCAUGGCCUGUGUCAAACAAGACUUCACAAUAUGGGCUAUUGGGUAUUAUUAUACAAAGUUAGAGUUUUUAUCUCAAUCUGAAGAUCUUUAGCAAUAAUGACCUCUGAAGCACUUACACAUGAAAUACAUAAUGCCUACAUACAUAGGCCCGUAUUCUGAACUCGGGUUUAAAUUAAACCGUGGUUUAAACUUAUGGUUUAACUAUGGAUAGCCAAUUGGGGCACAAAACCCUAUUAUUACAUGUUCAAUGAAUUAACUCACAUGACACUCAAAUCAUUCAUAACAGCUGGGAAUGAUAACUCAAGUAAUUUUUCUCAUUAUGAAAUCAAAAUGCAAACGAAAUAGUAAACAUAAGAAAUAAACAAUGUAAACAGAAUUUUCUAAUGUUUGGCUCCCAUGAUUUUAUCACAGAGUUAGGCCGCAGUCUAAGUUAAACCUGACUUCAAAAUACGGGCUUAUGUUUAAAUUACUGCUCUCUCUCUGUCUUUAUUUUGGAGAAAUAGAGCCCUUUUUUCCAAGAAGCUGAUGAGCAAUCCCAUUUUUUUUUUGCAUGACAUUAGACUGAUUUGGGAAACCCAAAUAGUUUUGCAUGAUAUUCAGUUUCUUGCAAGCCAUGGCCCCAUUCGUUUUGAAUAAUUACUAAAAAAUAUUUUUUAAUUGUACUUGCUUCUCCUACAGGUAGUAAUGAUAAUCCCCAUUUUUUAAGUCUGUGGAGUUACUGUGAUAGAUGUUGAAUAUGAUUAACAUAGUGCACGAUAGUAUAAAUAUGUAUGCCCAUCCACACAUUAAUAGUUCAUGUAUUUGAGACAUUUUUUUUUUCACUCUAAGAGGUCUAUUGAGCAAUAUGUAUGUUUGCAAUGUUUGUAUUAACUAGUGUUCUAUUUAAUAGAAAAAAUAACUUUAUAUUAUUCCUUUAAUAAUACUUACUCCCCUUGCCUAUAGAAAGAUAUCGUAAAUUGAUGUGAUGCUACUUGAGAUCAAACAUGUGACACUUUGCUUGUAGUUAGUCUGACUUUAUUUAGUCUGCAUUUUCAUUUACUGUAUAUGAAAUUUUGUAAUGAAUAUAAAAGUCAUGUUACAUGUAGUGUCAUUAUUGUUAGAUUAUAGCUUGGGCUAUAUCGCCAUUGUCUCAGAACGAGAAACAAGGUAAGCUUGUUUUUCCAUAAUUGUUUGACAAGCAGUGUUUUUGUACACAAAUAUUGGUGGUUUAUUUUUAUCUACCUAUUGUCUUUUUAAUUAUUGAAUUCCACUUUGAGUGUUGGUAAAUCUAAAAUUAUUCAUGUUCAUAUUCAAAUUCAUUGUCGGGUUAAAUGAAGAAUCAAGUCAUGAUACAGAUGUGGUCUAAAAGAUGUGAUCUGAGAAAUGCAAUUGAACUAUGUAAAUUGAAAAUUUUGUUUCUGACCUUUAUAGCAACCAGUAAUUAUUCGAUUUUGGCAUGCAUAAAAACGUUCCUCUACUUUUCAACAUAGAUACAUGUAGCUAAUUCCUACACUGUUAAUCACAGAACAAGUGGGUUCAGUAAACUUUUUUUUGGGGGGGGAGUUGGGGAUGUUUAUUUUGUGUGUCGGUUUUUUAUUUCCAAUGUUAGAGUAUCAGCUACUUGUAUUAUUAUUUUUUAUUUAUUUGACACAUUGUAGCAAUCUAAAGCACAUAAUUCUCAGUUCAGAUAACCCAAUCUCUUGAUAAAGGUCUUAUAAUGUUAGAGAGUCAACAAAGCUUACUGGUUCCAUUGUUGAAGAUUACAAAAAGACAUGAAACUGCUGAAAUUAAACUAUGCUUGAUAAUUAAAAGAAAAUAUGCUCAAAGCUUUUUAACUGAUAUUUCCUGGUAUAUACCCAUGGGGUAAGACGUAUCGUAUGAUAUUUAGAUGGAAGAAACAUUAUUACAUGUAUUUCAAUGUCUUCUAUGAAUAUAAAAUGAAAUCAAGUUGAAUAUAUUAUAUUGCCAAAAAUGCAUCUAAGUAGUGAAUUCAGUCCCUCGUGAUGAAAAUAACCAUUCUAAUUUGUUUAUGUAAAUUGUAUCUGUGUACAAUAAUCCAAUGAUUCAAAGCUUAUUAAUAAAGUAUGAAUUUUUCAAACUAA